AGUGAUUGAUGUUUAAACAGAAGAGGACUACAAACAUAAAAGACCGAAAGAGCUUUUGUUUCUGAAGGAAAGGAAGUGUACAAGAUGAGUUCAGGGAAUAUUACCGACAGCCUCAGCGAAACACAUGACAUCCCAACAAGAGUAGUAGGAGGUCCAACCACACCUAGAAGAGGACCCCAUAAAUUCAAACAGAGGAUGACAAGACAAUUCAAAAGCAAACCUCCCAAGAAAGGAGUCAAAGGAUUUGGAGAUGAGAUUCCUGGAAUGGAGGGUCUUGGCACUGACAUCACAGUGGUGUGUCCCUGGGAAGCCUUCAGCCAUCUGGAGUUGCAUGAGCUCGCCCAGUAUGGUAUUAUCUGAAGACAGGAGGUUUCUUGCUGAAGACGUAUUACUUGGACCUGUUUAGUGGACCAGACUAACCACCAUGUCUAUGACCCACCUCUUUAUCCCACCUGAGGGAUGCGGCACAUUAGGGGUAGUUUCCUUAAUACAGAUUUUAGAUUAAGCUACGACUCUGCUUCGGGAAUCAGGACAUUUAAGGAGUUUUUACAAACAUACCUAACACAUGACAUGACUGGUGUGUAAAACAAUGGCAAUGAUAUAUUUUAUAUGUCAAUGCAAACUGUUUUCAGUUAAGACAGCUCAAACAUGCAUUUUAGUCUGGGACUAGGGUUAAACUCUGUCUGGGAACCCCCCCAAAAACAAUUGCACCAUUGCCUUCAUAGUGUACUGGAAACCGCUGAGUUAUAUAGAAGCCAACACACCAGCCUUUGAAUGCAUUAUACAUUCAUCUACAUAAAAAAAUAAUACAAAAAAAAAUCUCUUUCUAAUGUUUUGCUUUUUCUGUAUGAUACAUGCUCAAAUAAUUUGUGUAAAAUGUGUACAAAUGUGAAAAACAUGCAAAUAACACAAAAUCAGAUUUGCUUAGUGUAUGAUCAUUCUUAAAUAAACUGCCUUGGACUUAUUUGCAUUA
This is a messenger RNA of Paramisgurnus dabryanus, 973 nucleotides long. RefSeq names its product retinal rod rhodopsin-sensitive cGMP 3',5'-cyclic phosphodiesterase subunit gamma. Gene Ontology annotation, molecular function: cGMP binding; 3',5'-cyclic-nucleotide phosphodiesterase activity. The record is from RefSeq and is a predicted model, not a curated record. Gene Ontology annotation, cellular component: photoreceptor outer segment membrane. NCBI's taxonomy places the organism in Eukaryota, Metazoa, Chordata, Actinopteri, Cypriniformes, Cobitidae. Gene Ontology annotation, biological process: positive regulation of G protein-coupled receptor signaling pathway; visual perception; positive regulation of epidermal growth factor receptor signaling pathway.